CUCACUCAGUCGCUGCGAUGUUCAGUCUCUAUUGAGAACGUGAUCGUGUACGGAUCGUUAAGAACGUUGUGCGGCAUCUGACGAACCAGUGGCUUUAGUUUUUUUAUUUUGCCUAGUUACAUACAAAGAUUCAUAAAUAUAUAUGUACAUACUUGUACAGCCAUACGUGGAAAUUUCAAAGAAUUUGUAAAAAAAAACAGUUUAUUCUGUUGGAAACCAGUUUCUCAACAACAAAAGUGAAGAUGGCCAAAUACACUACAGACAAAGCGUUAUUCAAUGUCAGCCUGCGUAAUGCCUGCUUGGGAAUAGCGAUAUUCUUUUUGAUCACACUGGUGCUGGGCGUUAUUGUUCGACCGAGUUACCUACAUGCCAGUUCUUCGCUAGUUGGUUUUAUUGUUGAGCUGAUUGCCAACUUGGCUUUGCUAUUCGGUGUCCUGUGGAGCAAUGCCUGGCUGGUUUUGGUUUGGCUUGUGGCCGCCGUGAUGUUUUUCAUUCAUUGGCCCUUCGCUGUCUUGGGUGUUAUAUUCAAUUAUGGCGGUUAUCGUUACACCGCGUUCUUCGACAAUGUUUUCCUCAUACUCUUAGAAUAUAUUUUAGUUUUGGUGGUUUUCGGCUACUGCACAUACCUGGUCUAUUCCUAUUUCCAUCAAUUGCGAAACACUCAGUCUGCUACACCACAUGGCGUUGUAGUUUAAUUAUGUACUUACUAUAAGCGAAUAUACACAUCUAUACAAUAUGAGUACAAAUAUAAAAACAAAAACCAAAAUAUGUGUGUACAUCGUAACGUUGGCACCCACCCCAAUGAAGUAAGAAACAUUUUGUACGCUGAUUGUAACGCUCUCGAAGGUGGUUACAAAAUUAAGUUGCAUUUUUAACAUUUAUUUUUUUUGUAUUACUACAUUUGCAUUUGCAUACUAUAAAACACACUUACCUACAUACAUUUGUUUGUACCCAAUGUACGUAGCUAUGUAUGGAUGCCAUUAAGAGUUUAUUUAAUUUGAAUAAAAAAUAAAUAAAUA
Rhagoletis pomonella (apple maggot) is the source of this 1019-nucleotide messenger RNA. RefSeq lists its product as uncharacterized. The coding region runs from base 243 to 695 and encodes 150 amino acids. The transcript has 4 exons. Lineage: Eukaryota; Metazoa; Arthropoda; Insecta; Diptera; Tephritidae. The record is from RefSeq and is a predicted model, not a curated record.